Molecule: messenger RNA, 1504 nt
Organism: Papilio machaon (common yellow swallowtail)
Lineage: Eukaryota; Metazoa; Arthropoda; Insecta; Lepidoptera; Papilionidae
Gene: ICA69
Product: islet cell autoantigen 1
Exons: 4
Coding region: 120-1391 (423 amino acids)
Biological process (GO): regulation of transport
Cellular component (GO): Golgi apparatus
Molecular function (GO): protein domain specific binding
Source: RefSeq, a predicted model, not a curated record
GUCUCGCUCAGUCAGUGAUUAGAUAAAAUCUGAUAGCCGGGGUUAAUUUUUAAACAGAUCUUUUCGGCUAGAACAUUUUUAAUGCAUGAGUUUUGUACGUAGAAACAAAAUUGAAAAUCAUGAUGCAGCAUCAAUACUGGGUAACAAAAAAGACCGUGUUAAAAAAAUUAGGUACAAAAGAGGACGAGUGUAUUGUUGCUUCUGAUGCUGAACUUGACGCUAAAUUAGAAUUAUUUCGAUCAAUAUCAGACAGCUGCCUUCAAUUGCAACGAAUAUUAGAUCAGUAUCAAGAACGUGUAUGCAUUUUGGCUCAAGAAGAAAAUUCUUUGGGAAAGUUUCUAAAGGAUGCAGGUAAAUCGUCUGAGGCUUCUGGAAAGCAUAUGGUUUCAGCUGGAAAAGCUAUAUCUUACUCUGGACAGCAGCGGUUGUCAGUAAGAAGUCCUCUGUUGAGAUUAUACCAUGAAGUGGAAACAUUUAGAUGUCGCGCCAUAAAAGACAUGCGAGCUACAGUUUCUGCUAUGGAAAAAGCCCGUAUUGAGUACCGUGCUGCAUUAAGUUGGAUGAAGUCAACUAGUGCUCAACUCGACCCUGAUACUGGCCGCGGUCUUGACAAUUUUCGCAAAGCCCAGCGACAAGUUCGUGAAAGCAAAAAGGUUUUUGAUAAACUUACCUUGGAUGUUUUACAAAAGAUUGAUCUUCUAGCGGCGGCAAGAUGUAACAUGUUCUCCCAUGUUCUAUCAACAUACCAGAAUUCUUUUCUAAACUUCUCCACUAAAGUAGCCCAGACAUUAUUAGCUACAUCGGAGUCUAUGAGUGCAGCACCACAGUAUGAGUUCAGCAUUUUGAAAAGUCUUCAGGAAGGAGAUGGUAACCAGGAAGAUUCAGUACCUAAAGAUAAAGAUCAAAUGUUGUUUUUCCAGGAUGAAUAUAAGGAUGAAGUACCUGAAGAAGCUAAAAAUGAAAAUGCAAAUGCUAAUAAUGAUAGCGAAAAUCAACCGUCUGAUGAGAACAAAAUUGAGCCAAUCACAUCGGAUGAGCUAAUCAAUACAAAUGUUACAAAUGAAAACACUACAGUGGAUGUUCAGAAUAUUAGCUCGGAUUUGGCUGGUAUUCGUUUGGACUGUGGUGAUGCCUCAGCUAAUUACGGAUCUUUCAUGCCUUCACAGCUCUUGCAGGAUUUGGCCACUGCAAACUUCUUGGAUGGGCCACUAGCACCUAUGAAUUCAAAUGUAAUAAAAAAUGCAACAGAUUCCAAAACUGAAACCAAAUCUACAACACUCCCUAAAAAGGAUGAUAAAGCGGCCUGGUUCAAGCUGUUUGCUGAACUCGAUCCUCUCGCUAACCCUGACAAUCUGCCUGGUUGUAACACCAAUCAAAGCCAUGCCGCUUAAUGGAAAAAAUGACAAGGGUUGCCAUACCACAGGUGCUGCAUUACUAAUUCUAUUGCAUUACGUAAAAAUAUUAUAUGUUUCAAAAAACAAAGACUCAUAUUUUUUUUUCAAAU